GAAGGUGAAACAGUAUCACGAUCAACCAAAAGAAUGAAGAUACUCACGGAAGAUGAAUCUGAUUUAAUUCUGAGAAGUAAAGAAGCCGAAGAACAAUAUGGUUUUUGUUCAAAUGAAUUCAAGAAGACAGGCGUGUCGACUGAUGUGCUGACUCAUCAACAGAGCAAAAAUCUCCGUAUUAACGCCUGUAUUUCCAAUGAUAUCAAUCUUCUCUUUGGCAAUACCAACACCCGUAUCAGCUAUUUCGACUUUUCUGGAGACGAGCCUACACAUUGCAACUGUUUAGUUUUGAUGAAUGUUAUAUAGCUUAUAAAGUCGGGUCGUUUACUAUCCCAAAGAAUCUUAUCGGAUUAGGCCAGCUCCGUUGCUUCUUGUCGCUUUGUACAAUUGGAAGAAGUGUACUAUAGACAACGGAAGAAAAAUAAUCAUCCAACUAUCAAAAGCCGAAGAAGAUUAUGGUCUUGUAGACGUAAUCAAUGAUACUUUUGAUUCUCGUUCAUCAUCUCUGCCAAGGGACACUGUCAAUCAUGUACCGGUGCAUUUCUCUCGAUCUAAAGGCCAAAAAAGAACAAGAUCUGUUGUUCAUGCCGAAGAAUAAGCCUUUGCAUUAUUCAUCAAAUAUAGUAACAUUUGUAUAUCUAAUAAAACCAAGAUCUUGCUGCUGCUGCUGCUUCCUCCUGAUCUACAAACAAGCGUGGUACUUAUGUGCAUGUGUAUUCUUGUGUAAGACUAGGCUACUAUCGUGGGACUCUGUUUUUUCAGUAAACUUGAUAGAUUGCGAGGGAAUACCCGCUUGAUUUCUAGUCAUCAAAUAAAGAGCACUCAACAGUAAUAAACCUCCCCAAGAGCUUGAAACCUGUUAGCCUCUUCACCAAAUACCUGACAUUUUUAUGGUCAACUAUGGCACUAAAGCGUAAGUCUUUACU
Molecule: messenger RNA, 926 nt
Organism: Gilbertella persicaria
Lineage: Eukaryota; Fungi; Mucoromycota; Mucoromycetes; Mucorales; Choanephoraceae
Exons: 1
Coding region: 477-797 (106 amino acids)
Source: RefSeq, a predicted model, not a curated record